AUGGCCACCCUCGCUGUCGAUCCUCCAGCCUGCCAAGUCCCAGCUGCCGGUGGAACCUCUACUCACCAGCUCAACAACUCGGGAGCCACUCGUCUUGCCUUCAAGGUCAAGUCCUCGAACAACAACGAGUACCGUCUGAAGCCCGUCUUCGGAUUCAUCGAGCCUGGAGCCGGAACCGCUCUCGAGAUCACUCGUUUGGUAAGUUUUUUGAUUUGGAAGGUUUGGGUUCCUGAAAUUUUGGAAUUUAGAGACUUGGUUUUUAAAGAUAGGUUUUGUUUUAUAAUUUCUCAUUUUAUUAUUUUCAGAACGGUGCCCCCAAGGAGGACAAGAUGGUUAUCCAGUACGCCGAGGUCGCCGCCGACGCCACUGACCCUCAAGCUCCAUUCAAGGCCGGACCCCCAGCCGGUGAAGUUGUUCUUCCAGUUACUGCUGCCUAA
Messenger RNA from Bursaphelenchus okinawaensis, 437 nucleotides. Lineage: Eukaryota; Metazoa; Nematoda; Chromadorea; Rhabditida; Aphelenchoididae. The record is from the annotation of a GenBank genome assembly.